This is a messenger RNA of Nerophis lumbriciformis (worm pipefish), 354 nucleotides long. NCBI's taxonomy places the organism in Eukaryota, Metazoa, Chordata, Actinopteri, Syngnathiformes, Syngnathidae. The record is from RefSeq and is a predicted model, not a curated record.
AUGUUGAGACAAGUCCUCCUCAACUCCACCGGCGCCCCACACCUCGACCUGGUGCUCAUGGCCCAGUCUUCUACAAGCGCCCCCAUCUCUGUCAAUGUGUCCCAUGGCAGCUUGGUGAGUGUGGCUGCCCUGCUGAGACCCACCACUGGCCGUGGGGGAGGAGGAGGAGCAGGAGGGCUCCGAGAUGGAGAGCUCCACAAACCGGACCUCUUCACCUACAUCGUCAUGUGCCUCCUGUUGUUUCUGCUGGUGCUGAUCAUUGUGUUCUUUAUCAACUGCCAGCUAAGGAAUUCUUUCUUUGCCUCCAUGCCAUAUGACAGGUCACUGAGGGAGGCCCGGACGUCAUACAAGUAA